Molecule: messenger RNA, 1494 nt
Organism: Nematolebias whitei (Rio pearlfish)
Lineage: Eukaryota; Metazoa; Chordata; Actinopteri; Cyprinodontiformes; Rivulidae
Product: E3 SUMO-protein ligase ZBED1-like
Exons: 3
Coding region: 1-1494 (497 amino acids)
Molecular function (GO): protein dimerization activity
Source: RefSeq, a predicted model, not a curated record
AUGCCAGCGUUGUAUGCCCAAGUGAAGAGCCAAGUUGAAAAAGAAUUGGCACAUGCAGAGCGAGUUGCUAUUACAACCGAUGCCUGGACGUCAUGCUCCACUGAGUCUUAUGUGACCAUCACUGUCCACUACAUCUCUCCAGACUGGAAGUUAAAUGUGCAUGUGUUGCAAACCAGGGCAUUCAAAGGAUCCCACACUGGGAAAAACAUUGGUGCUCUGCUAAAACAGGCAUGUGUUGACUGGAACCUUCUUGAUAAAGAUCCAGCCCUGGUGACAGACAAUGCCACAAACAUGGUAUUAGCUGGAGUGGAAGCAGAGAUGACCCCUCACCUCAUGUGCUUUGCACACACUAUUAAUCUCGCCACACAGAAAGCCUUUAAAGUUGACACAGUAGCAAGGUUGCUGGGGAGAGUGAGGAAAGCCGUUGCCUUUUUUCAUCGUAGUGUGAGGGCUGCAGAAAUCCUUCAAGAGAAACAGAAACAACUAGCCUUGCCUUCCCACAAACUCAUCCAAGAUGUAUCCACGCGGUGGAAUAGCUCCCAUGACAUGCUUGAACGCUUUUUUGAGCAACAUCCUGCGAUUUCUGCAGCACUCAUGUCCAGGGACCUCAGAAAAGAAGAAGAGGUGAAUACUCUCAAGGACAAAGACUUCUGCGACAUUGAAGACAUUGUCAAACUGAUGGCGCCGGUCAAACUUGUGACUACCAGCAUGUCUGAAGACAAGCGACCCACACUCUCAAUGAUUCUUCCUGUAAAAGCAAAGCUUAAAAAGAACUUUGAACCAUCAGAUGAAGACUCAGUGUUAAUCAGAGAGAUGAAGCAGGCGUUCAAGAAUGACUUGGAGAAACGCUACACAGGCCUUGAACAUCUCUUCCACACUGCAGCAGCUCUGGACCCCCGUUUUAAGUCCCUGCCCUUCCUCAGUAACCAUGAUGCAGAGAGGACAUUCACAAGCAUAUCAGCAGAAGCAGCAUCCCUGCAUCACAAGGUAACGGGGGGUUCAGUUCAGAGAGGUCCAGUGCAGACUGAUCCAUGUCAGAGUGAACCUGCAAAUGGAGAUCCGGACGUCUGCAUUGAUGUACCCCAGACCCAAGAUGAGCAUAAAGAUGAUAAACCUCCUUGUAAAAAGAAGAGAAUGUCAGCCCUGGACCAGCUGUUGGGAGAAGACUUUCAAGUAAGGACGGCAUCUAGAUCUGUGAGGGACCAGGCCAAUGAAGAAGUCAAGAGGUACAGAGAGCGUGAUCCUUUGCCCCUGAAAAAAAAACCACUACAGUGGUGGAAGGAGCAACAGGACUUGCCACUGCUGUCAUCUAUGGCUAAAAUGUAUCUGUGCAUACCGGCCACCAGUGUGGCAUCUGAGAGAGUUUUCAGCACUGCAGGAGAUAUUGUUUCCACAAAACGCAGUCUACUCAAACAUGAGCAUGUGGAUCAGCUGAUUUUCCUUAAGAAAAAUCUGCCGCAAAAAAAAGAUGAGGACAGUGAUUAUGACGAAUAA